This is a messenger RNA of Cajanus cajan (pigeon pea), 3926 nucleotides long. RefSeq names its product putative disease resistance RPP13-like protein 1. The record is from RefSeq and is a predicted model, not a curated record. Lineage: Eukaryota; Viridiplantae; Streptophyta; Magnoliopsida; Fabales; Fabaceae. Gene Ontology annotation, molecular function: ADP binding; protein binding.
UAGAAACACAACUUAUUGCUCAGUUCUACUAAUUCUGCACCAGUCAUUUGCAUAAGCUGCAAUUCAGAUUUGCAAUCCUACCAAUACCAUGGCAGUAGCAUUAGUUGGUGGUGCUCUUCUUUCUGCUUUCCUCCAGGUUGCAUUUGACAGACUUGCUUCUCGUCAAGUUUUGGACUUCUUUCUUGGAAGAAAGCUCGAUGAGACACUGGUGAGCAACUUGAACACCAUGCUGCGGUGCAUCAAUGCUUAUGCUGAGGAUGCAGAACAAAAGCAGGUCAGAGAUUCACGCGUGAAAGCAUGGCUUACUGAUGUCAAAGAUGUUGUGCUUGACGCAGAGGACCUCUUGGAUGAAAUAGACUAUGAACUCUCAAAAGCUGAAUCUGAAUCUCAAACCUGUACUUGCAAGGUAACAGUACCUUUCUUUAAUGCUGCUUUAAGUUCAUUUAACAGGAAAAUUGAGUCAAGGAUGAGACAAAUCCUUGAAAAAUUGGAAUAUCUUGCUGGGUUAAAGGGUGAUUUGGGUUUGAAAGAGUCUACUGAUUCUGGUGUUGGAUCAGUUAGUGAAGUGUUACAAAGGGUGCCAUCAACGUCUUUGCUUGGUGGAAGUGUUUUAUAUGGUAGAAAUGAUGACAAAGAAGUGAUUUUUAAUUGGCUGAUGUCUGACAUUGAGAAUGGUAACCAUCCAUCAGUAUUUUCUAUUGUGGGUAUGGGUGGGAUGGGUAAGACCACGCUUAUGCAACAUGUAUACAAUGAUUCAAAGAUAGAGGGUAAAUUUGAUAUUAAAGCUUGGGUUUAUGUUUCAGAUGAUUUUGAUGUUUUAAAGGUAUCAAGAGCAAUUCUUGACACAAUUACUAAAUCAGUUGAUGAUAGUAGAGAGCUAGAAAUGGUUCAUGGAAGAUUGAGAGACUUUUUGACAGGAAAGAGAUUUCUUCUUGUUUUGGAUGAUGUUUGGAACAAAAAACAAAAACAAUGGGAAGCUUUGCAAACUCCUCUUAGUUAUGGAGCUCAAGGAAGUAAAAUUGUUGUCACCACACGUGACAUGAAAGUUGCUUCAACUGUCAGAUCAAACAAGAUACAUCUCCUAAGACAAUUACAAGAUGAUCAUUGCUGGCAAUUGUUUGCUAAACAUGCAUUCCAUGAUGAAAAUCCUCAAUCAAAUUCACACUGCAAGGCAAUUGGUAUGAAGAUAGUUGAAAAAUGCAAAGGACUGCCACUAGCCUUGUCAACAAUUGGAGGUUUGUUACACAAAAAAUCAUCUAUUUUGCAAUGGGAGAGUGUAUUAACAAGUGAGAUAUGGGAAUUUUCUGAAGAGGAUAGUGAAAUUAUCCCUGCUUUAUUAUUAAGCUAUCACCACCUUCCUGCUCAACUCAAGAGAUGUUUUGCUUAUUGUGUCUUAUUUCCCAAAGGUUAUGAGUUUGACAAGGAGGAUUUAGUUCUGUUAUGGAUGGCUGAAAAUUUUGUACAGUGCUCUCAACAGAAUAUGAGUAUGUUAGAAGUUGGCAGACAAUACUUUGAUGAUCUGCUAUCAAGGUCCUUUUUUCAACAAUCAGGUGGAGAGCAGAUGUAUUAUGUCAUGCAUGAUCUUCUCAAUGAUUUGGCAAAAUAUGUUGGUGGGGAUUUUUGUUUCAGGUUGGACGUUAAAGAAACAACAAUUAUUCCUAUAACCACCCGCCAUUUUUCAUUGGGACAGAAUUGCAUUCAUAAUUUUGCAGGGUUUAAGGGUUUAUAUCAUGGUGACAAAUUGCGGACAUUUCUACCAUUAAGUACGACUCCAAAUGGUAUUGUAUGUUGGAGUUGUAGAACAUCUAGCACGUUCAUAAAUGAUUUGUUUUUGAAGUUUAAGUACUUGCGUGUCUUAUCUUUGUCGGGUAAUUCUAGUCUUACAGAGGUACCUGACUCUAUAGGCAAUCUUAAACAUCUUCGUUCUCUCGACCUUUCUUGUACCCAUAUAAGAAAGUUGCCUGAUUCAAUAUGUUCACUCUAUAAUUUACAAAUACUGAAGCUGAGAUAUUGUGCACAUUUUGGAGGGCUGCCCUUGAACUUUAAUAAACUCAAAUUGCAACUCCUUGAUUUGUCGGGAACCGAUGUAAAUAAGACGGCAAUGACUUUAGUAUCUAGAUCCCGAUAAUGAUUUCACAAGAACAGAAUAAUCAUAAUCAUUUCAAGUAUCUGAUAAAUCAGGGCCUUAAAUUAUGUGUCAUUUCCCAACAUGAAUCUUUUGCUGAUGAAGGAUCGUUUCCAAUCAAACUGGACUACAAGGAUCUUUGUCUGCUCUCCUAACUUAAGAAUAUUUCAUCUGUUUGACUGCUCCAUACUCCAAUGCCUAGGAGGAGGAUUUGCCAGAAACCAGAUGGAGAAGACUGGGGAAAUAUUAGUCACAUUGAAAGCAUUAGGAUUGUUGAUUAAAUGAUAACAUGAAGCACAAGUUCUAAAUGUGGUACGAACCAAGUCACUCAUCAAGAAAAAUGCUGAAGGUGGUGAUAUGUGAAAAAUCUGGCAUUCAUAGACGUACCAUGAAGAGUACUUUGUCAUUGGGAGUAAUGACCGUUCAAUCUCUUAAGUUUGUUCAGUGUCGCUUAUUGCGAUUAUUGUUAUAUUUAAUGCAUUAUAGAGGCAUGAAGCCCCAGAAAAUGAAAUUCCCAAUACGCAAGAUAAGAAUGUGCUGGAUCUUUGGGGCAUUGUAUUGGGUACCUUCUGUGAAGUGAACAUAAUCUUGCUCUCUGCAUAGCUUCCUAUGAUACGUGCUCAUCCCAUGUAAUUAAUUUGUGGCUAUAUGAAGAAAGUGAUAGCCAGUUACACAUCUGACUAGGAUUCUGUGAAUAGUUCAGGAGACAUUGCAGAACAGUAUGGUUUGAUUGGCUAAAAAUUGAAGCAGCUAUCAAUCAGGAACUGUGGUGGUAUCAGAUCAACAAAUUGGUUUGGAUAUUAUGUGUUGUUGCCUCCCCAUGAAAUCUUGUCAUCUCUCAUGAAUUGUCAUAUAAUAAGGCUCAAUGGGAUAAUGACUAUUGUCUAUUGGUGGAGAGUAAUAAGGGAGUAGCUCUUCUUCUAUUGUUUCAUUUGCAUCCCAGUAAAUGUUGGUCUAAAUGGAUGACAAGAACCUUGGAGAACCACACAACAAAAGCUUGCUACUGUAAUUGGAGACUCAAGGCCUUAUACAAUCUAUACCAGAAUCUCGUGCUUUUAAUGUGAGACUCAAGUCUCAUAUCUUGCAAUUGGAUCCUAACAAUAGAUAUGGAGGAACAAAAUUGUAAAGUUGUGUGGGGUGCUUUCCCACUAUAGUUAGUUUGUCCUGUGCUAACAUGAAAGUAGUUUUCUUGUUUUGAGACAAGACAUCAAUUUGCGCCAAUAUCUCAGCUCAUGGUUUCAGUUCCUUGGUACUUUCUUGUUUAUUCUCCAGAGGACGAUUCUAUGCACCUAAGCUGCAUUGGUAUCUUACUGAAGAAUUUUGGAGAAAUUAAAAUGGUUUGCUGUCUGCAUGCACCAUGUUCAUGAUGUCUUGCACUGCUAGAUAUAAAAACUUGAGCAAUAGUUUGUUGUUCAAACAGCAUUGUCAAAAGACCAAAAGCAAAGGUUGCUGACUUUGGAUGCAUCCAUAAUGAUGAUGACAAUAGCAUGAACUAGAAAUCUGAAUGCACCUAUUCAGAUACUGUAUUGCUUUAGAUCAUGUUCCUACUCUGGAAUAUAUGAUUAUUUCAAAUCCAAUAUCUUAUCCUUUGGAUAGUUUCAUCAAAUUAUAGGCUAUCCAUGUUGUUUAUUGUAAUACUUCAUUCUCUUGCUAGCAAACAACUAGUAGCACAAGUUAUACUUAAUUGAUUAUUGUUAAAGGAGGGUAUAUCAAGCUUUAUCAGAUUAAUGAUUACAAUUAGAUUUAUUUUUGCUUGUGGAUAUCAACAUCUAGUUUCUUCCACUGUACCACACAUUAGCGU